This is a messenger RNA of Trypanosoma grayi, 2394 nucleotides long. Its product is annotated as putative protein kinase. The coding region runs from base 1 to 2394 and encodes 797 amino acids. Gene Ontology annotation, biological process: protein phosphorylation. NCBI's taxonomy places the organism in Eukaryota, Euglenozoa, Kinetoplastea, Trypanosomatida, Trypanosomatidae. Gene Ontology annotation, molecular function: ATP binding; protein serine/threonine kinase activity. The transcript has a single exon. Gene Ontology annotation, cellular component: cytoplasm. The record is from RefSeq and is a predicted model, not a curated record.
AUGGCAGUGGCGGGGGACCAAAAGGAUGCCGGGCAACCACCCCAGGGCGAUUAUGACGACGACACAGGAAUCAUUCUUUUGUUUCCACCGACGCCACUCCCACCGAUUGGUCCUCUGCAUGGCAGCAUGAAGCAUGGUCAUAAUUUAUUUACUAGGUGUCUUUCUUCCAGCAACUACGGGAUCCCUACCAGCUUAGCGAAUGGUUUAGUCUCGCCCGGGGUGAGACCAAUGACGGUGAAGUUUGAAGAAGAUGGAAAGCACAAGUUGCACCCUAUUGCGGUGAUCCGUGAGGAACCGAGGUCUAAUGCCUGGUUGUGUUACACACCUCUAUUCAGAAAUUGUCUGGUGGUUGUGAUUAAUUGUCUCAACUCCUCUUUCUGGAGUGACGAUGCGUUGAAUUACGCUAAAGCGAUUCAUUCUUUGAGUAAUGGAGACGGCAUCUGUAGAUUUUAUGGAAUGACACCGAGAUUGGAUGUUGACACUUCUACUACGGAAGCUUCCUCGAUGGAGCCCAACGCGAACUUUGGAGUCUCGAAGAGUUCAAAAACCGAGCAUUCAUUUUUUCGACUACCAACGAAGUGGUGUACUCGUUUUAAAGCGAGCAACCCACACCAUUGCGUGAACACCGCGGUUUUCGAAUACUUCCCUGGUGCUUCACUUUUUGAUGUGAUGGAGGAUUUGACGUUUCAUAUCCCUCUGAUUAUUGUAGAUCGUUUGGGACUCGAUAGGAAGAGACCUCUCAGUGAUCACGUGAUCAGUCAUCUGCUUACUGGUGUGCUGAACGGACUUUCGUCACUCCAUGCCUGUGGUGUUGCCCAUGGAAGUUUGAGACCUUCCGCGGUGCUUCUUUCUCCAGAUUUAAAGGUUUGCUUGUACAGCAUUGGGUUUUGUUCUGUUGACAAUGAUGUGGAUGUAUUGAAGUGGUGCGCACCCGAGGUGGCCCUCUCCGGGGUAAAGAAGGGCUGGAUAGGUGCAGGAAGUGAAGCGGGAGACAUCUGGGCAUUUGGCUGCUUGGCAUACUAUUUGGCAACCUACAAGGUUCCAUUUCAUGGUAAUGACGAUGCGACAUCUCUGAUGUCCUGCCUUAAACUUCUGCAGUUUGGUGGACCCAAUAAAUCCAAUCCUUUGUCGGAUUCCAACGCGUGUGGGCCUCAAACUGGAAGCGAAAAGUAUUUUGUCGACUUGAGUGCAAUCGAAAACGAGAUGCUGCGAGACUUGGUUGGACAGUGUAUAAAGUUGGUUUCCUUUGAGCGACCAAGUAUCUUGGAAAUCCAGGAACAUCGCUAUUUCAAGGGACGAUCUGAUGACAUCUUACACUUUAGACAGCGUGAAGUGCGAUGCUUCAUGGAGCGAGCACGGUCAGAAAUGAACAUGGGUGAAUUCAAUGUGGACAGUCUCGUGUCUCCAAACUAUGUGAAGCAUGAAAACCCAUCAAAAGCGGUGCCAGUUGCCGCGCGCUCAGUGGAAGAAAUUGAUGAAGUGGUACUGAGUGCAAUUGUGAGGGAUUUAACAUUGUGGUAUUGUACGGUAGGGUCCAAACGGAGACGGCUUCUUGCGAGUACACCCAGCCCUCAGGUGAGCUCUCGUUUAGGAUCAUCGCAUCGGUCAUCUCAUUUCCACGAACUUCCUUGCUGCGAUGGGCUGCCAGGGACGAAUGACACGACUUUGUCGGAGAUACCUGAGCUUUCGAAGCUGACGGCCUCCGCGUUGAGCGACGCGAUGACCGUAGGACUUGAUUGCAGAGAAUUUGUUUUGACGUUUCUCUCGCAGGUCGAUACGGAUGAAGACUUUCUGCAUGCAUUGGAGGUGUUCGCACGCCAUUUGUGUAGCAGGGAUAUAGCUUCGGAGGGCCAUUGCAGUGUCAAUUCAAGUGACAUUGUCACAAAUGACACCAUUGAGGACAAGAGUGGCAUUGCACCACUCUUCUCGUCGGUGGAAGUUGGUCAAAAGGGGAAAAGAGUGGGACCAACACUAAAUUUUGUGUGGCCCACAGUGCCGCGGGCGACUGCAAACACGGAUAGUACGCAAAAGGGGUGCAAGGAGACGGCUGGUGUGAUGGUUGACGGAGGUGACAUGGAGAGAAGUGGCUUCACAUCCGCAUCUAUGGGGCCGAACUUCGAUAAUUGUGCGCUGGAGCCGCGUUCGUCAACUAAGACUGAGUGCAAUGAAACUGUUGUUGAACAGGGGCGGGUACAGGAAGAAGGAGCAAGUCAGUUUUCUCCGAUCCCGGAAACAACGCCAAUUACACGACCGAUUCGAAAUCCCCGUGCUCUCUCCACGCGAUUCGUAGCAUCUAAUCGUGGAGAGCGCCUGGUUAUUAUUGUUUGCGCAGUUGCAUUUUUGUGUGUUAUUGUCGUGUCUGUUGUCCUUUCUGCUACAUUAAGUGCACUGUAG